CUACAAUCAAUUUGGAUUUGUUUGGUGGACUUUUCUUCAUGCUGUACAAGUUGCUGGAAAUUUUUAGUUCAUUUCAUUUUUGCCAGGGUCCAAAAGUUAGAUGAGAAGUUUUACUUACAAAUAUGGCAGGAUAAGAAAUGUUUGUUCUGUUUGUGCUUUUUUAAUUUUUGUAAUUUUUGUGUUGUGCUCUCGCUACCUUUUUCAUGAACUGACAUAGUAACAUUAUGGUGCAACAUCUGUCAAAACAGGGGAGGUGUCUCAAAAGUUCUUUGUAAUGCAGGAAAUCUAAGAAUAUGCAAAGGAGAAGCAGAAGAUAAGGGAAACUUUCACAGUAUUCACAAUACAUACUGUGCAUCAAAUACAUUCUAUUCCUGUGCUCCAAAUCCAAUGAAACCAAUAAGCAAAAGCAUGCAUAAAAAGAACAGUGAAAGGUGCCUAACAUUUCUGUUUGUUUGGAGGGCUCUAAAAGUGUUGGUCACUGUUUCUAUCUGUAAUGCUGUGUUGCAGGUUUUACCAGUUCACUGCUGGACAUAUCACUACUCAGAAGAAAACAUGAAUUAUGAUUUGGCUCGUGUGUUCUGCAAGAGAGGUUACACUGAUCUGGUGGCCAUUCAAAACAAAGAAGAGAUAGAACACCUAAACAAAACCAUCCCCUACAACCCAACAUAUUACUGGAUAGGAAUCAGGAAGCUCAAUGGAACUUGGACUUGGGUAGGUACCAACAAGACACUGACAGAAGAAGUCAAGAACUGGGGGAAAGGAGAGCCAAACAACAAGAAGAAUAAAGAGGAUUGUGUAGAAAUAUAUAUCCAAAGGGCAAAAGAUGCAGGGAAAUGGAAUGAUGAUGCCUGCAUAAAGAAGAAGAGAGCAUUGUGUUACACAGCUUCCUGUAACAAAAGUACAUGUGGUGAACAUGGAGAAUGCAUUGAAACAAUUAACAACUACACCUGCAGCUGUGAAGAAGGAUUUUAUGGAAGCCAUUGUCAAUAUGCUGUACAGUGUAAGAGUCUGCCAACUCAACCUCAAAGAUACAUGAACUGCAGUCAUCCAUUGGGGGAAUUCAGUUUUCAAUCUUCCUGUAGAUUUGGGUGUUCUGAGGGAUUCCAUCUAAAUGGAACUCAUGAGACAGAAUGCUUAUCUUCUGGAGUCUGGAGCAGAGAGCCUCCUCAGUGUACAGUGGUACAAUGCGAGAAUCUGAAACAUCUGCCUAAUGGACAUAUCAACUGCACUCAUCCAUGGGGGGAUUUCAGUUACCAAUCCUCCUGCAGGUUUGCCUGUUUUGGAGGAUUCCAGCUAAAUGGAUUAAAUGAAACUGAAUGUUUAUCUUCUGGAGGUUGGAGCAGAGAAGUUCCCGACUGUACAGCUGUACAGUGUAAGAGUCUGCCAACCCAACCUCAACGAUACAUGAACUGCAGUCAUCCAUUGGGGGAAUUCAGUUUUCAGUCUUCCUGUAAUUUUGGGUGUUCUGAGGGAUUCCUUUUAAGUGGAUUCCAUGAAACAGAGUGUUUAUCUUCUGGAGCUUGGAGCAGAGAACCUCCUAAUUGUACAGUGGUACAAUGUGAAAACCUUUCAGCCCAAACACAAGAAUUUAUUAACUGCACACAUCCAUGGAUGGAAUUCAGCUUCCAGUCCAGAUGCAGAUUUAAAUGUCCUGAGGGAUCCCAUCUAACUGGAUCAGAUGAAAUUGAAUGUUUAUCUUCUGGAACAUGGAGUAGAGCACCUCCCCACUGCACAGGUCACAUGGCUUCGCAUAACCAUGAACAAGAUCACUCCAAAUUAUUGGUUAUAACCGGUGGAGCCACAGCUGCCAGUGCUUUUGGUCUUGCAUUAGCAGCCUGGCUUAUCAGUCGAAGAUUAAAGAAAGGGAAAAAGAAAAACAGCCACGCUUUCCUAUUGUUCUUUCCUCUUGGAACUUCCACAGCCUUUGGCCAUUCUAAUCACUGUGAGUCACCUACAGCCAACAUAUUUGAAGACCACACUGGUUGCCGACUGAAACAUAUCCAAUUGCUCUGGUUUGCCGCUGUUACAUGCGGACUUUUUAAAGGCACCAAGGUAUCUGCAUGGACAUAUCAUUAUAAUACUGAGUUAACAACAUGGGAUGCAGCUCGUACCUGGUGCCAAACCCAUUUUAUUGAUAUGGUUGCCAUCCAGAACAAAGCAGAAAAUGACUAUUUGAAUGAAACAAUUCCUUUCAAUAAAGCAUACUACUGGAUAGGGAUCCGAAAAUUAAAUGAUACCUGGACUAGAGUCACGACCCAAAAAGCCAUUACAACGGAAGUGGAAAACUGGGCACCAGGAGAGCCAAAUAAAGCAGGAAAAGUUUCAGAAGACUGUGUGGAGAUCUACAUAAAGAGGUCUAUAGACAGCGGAAAAUGGAAUAAUGAACUAUGUGACACAAAGAAGAAAAUAGCACUGUGUUACCAAGCCAGCUGCAACACUACAUCCUGCAGUCAGCAUGGAGACUGUGAAGAGGCUAUAGGCAACUAUAACUGUACCUGUCACCCAGGAUUUUCUGGACCAGAUUGUGAACACGCCAUCACGUGUGAACCACUCCAGAGCCCUCCCCAUGGCUGGAUGAACUGUAACCAUGCGUUUGGAGACUUCAAGUUCAAUUCAACCUGCAGCUUCACUUGCAUGGAUGGCUUUCUGCUGAAUGGUUCAAAGUCCAUGUCCUGCAACUCUUCUGGAGAUUGGACACAGGCAGUACCUACUUGCACAGCAAUAGGAUGUGAGGCCCUCCAAAGUCCUCCCCAUGGAAAAAUGAACUGUACACAUUUGCUUGGAGAAUUCCGAUACAAUACCAGCUGCAACUUCACUUGCUCAGAUGGCUUUGUGCUGCACGGGUCACACUCUGUUACAUGCAGCUCUUCAGGGCACUGGACAGGUCAAUCUGCUACAUGCACAGUUGUCAUCUGCAAUGCCCUUUCAAGUUCAUCACCAACGACCAUGAAUUGUUUUCACCGAAACAGAAAUUUCAGUUAUGGAGCAGAGUGCCACUUUGACUGUGCAGAUGGUUUUGUGUUAAAUGGAACAUCAAUAUUAAGAUGCCUUUCUUCUGGAUAUUGGUCUGAUAGUGUACCCAACUGUGAAGGUCAAAGUGUUUUGUUUGGGAAGCAAAUUCUUUUAUACACUGGUAGUUCAGCUCUUGCUGCAGGUGGGGUUGCCCUUGCAGGUGGCCUAAUCAUAUUUAUAAUCAAACAAUUACGCAAGAAACAAGACAACUCCAUCCUACUACCACAUCCAGAAAAUCCUGUAAAUACAUUUGAAAAUCCAGCAUUUGUGAAUUCAUAAGAUUACGGAAGAGAUCAUGAGAAAGAAUAAAACAAAGAAAUGUAAUUCUGUAUAUAAACACUAUGUGCACAGUGGGCAGAAAACAAUGUGUGAUCCACAAGCCCUUGUAUCCAUGGUAUGAAAACCAAGGGUAAAAAGAAGGCUCGGUCUGACUAGUGGGUUUUCUGGAAAUGCAAUAUUGGGGCAUUUAGUUUAUCAGCAUUAGACAUUGAAAAGUUCCUAAAGGUUAAUGGUAUCAGUCUCUCAGGAAUUAAAAAAAUAUACAGGACCUGUUAUUCAGAAUGCUCGGGACUUGGGGUUUUCUGGAUAACGUACCUU
This is a messenger RNA of Xenopus laevis (African clawed frog), 3609 nucleotides long. RefSeq names its product selectin L L homeolog (gene sell.L). The record is from RefSeq and is a predicted model, not a curated record. The transcript has 21 exons. Lineage: Eukaryota; Metazoa; Chordata; Amphibia; Anura; Pipidae. Bases 388 to 3291 code for a protein of 967 amino acids.